GCUAAAUGCAAACGUUCAUUUUGUAAAUACUGUCUCGCUUUUCUAACUAUAAUAUUUGUGAACCUAUGGUAUUAUAAAUGGUUAAAGUUCACCAGUCUUCAGUGUGUUACAGCAGGAGAUCAGUGAUGUGCUUCAGCUGUCCAUAAGACAUGGCCUCACAGAUAGACCUGCUCGCUCACCCCAAACCAAACCUGCUUAAAUUCCCAGACAGGCGCUCAGUAUACUGGCUUGAUGAACUUCCAGCGGAGUCGAAGAAGAACACGACGACUUUUGAAAUGACUUCUCGCUUGGAGCAGCUCGCCCAGAACAAACAAGCGGGCCAUUUCUUUGAGAACAGAAGAUCAUCAGAAUGGGUGGUUAGUGCUGCCGCGCUGAAAGCACGUCCUUCUCAGAGAAUCUGUUCUCUGGCAUUGCCCCGUGAACCCGCUGAAGGCUGGCAGCUUGACCGCCAGCUGCUGGUCCCUUGGAGUGUUGCAGUUCAAACUGUCAGAGCAAGCCCAAGGAUCUGUCAAUUGGCGCAGCCAAAAAGGAUGAAGAUGAUGUCGAACGGCUUCAGUGCUGAAUCAAGUGGCCACACAGUUACUGUUCCCACGGUGACACCAUCCGCACGUUUACUGCAUUUGGCCUCUCCUAAACAGGUCCAUCCACAGCACGCUCUUGACCGGCCGGUGUCUUGGCCGAUUCCAAAUCACAUUCUGAAGACCUCAGCUAGCGAGAGACUGCACCUUCUGGCUCGACCGAAGACUCGCCAGGCCCUGUUUGAAGCGUAUGACCCUUACAGCAUCAGUCCUGCUGCCCGGGCGGCCACUGCUUCUCCCAGACUGCUGGAGCUUUCUUUACCAUUACCACGGAAAUGUAAAACCUAAUACACGCCGUUCCUUCAUCUGAAUGAAGUACAAACAGUACAUAAUCAGUCUGUGUCAUUUAAAAUGUAAUGUGAUUUCUAACAUUUAAACAUGCUCUUCAGUCAGUAUAGCUAGAAUAAACAGGUACUGUGUCCUUGUCAAAUAAGCAAUGCACACACAAAGGCUCUGUGUUUGCUGUCAGGUUUAAUGAAAAUCUUUUAUUAAAUAUGUUUUUUAUUAUAAGACACCUUUAUUGAAAGUCAUUGUUUUUACCUUUGUGUGCUGUUGGAAACAUUUCCCAUCUUAAAUAAAAUGAGGUAAUACUUCUUUAUAUAGACUUUCUACUACAGGCUGCUACAGAUCUAAAUUUCUCCCUAAAGGCAAAAGAUGUGUUUCCCCUUUUGAGCCGCUGAUAAAGAUCACUGAAUAAACAAAGGGCGUGACCGGAAUUCCCCUGCAAUAUAUAAAUCCAUCUUUGUCACAUUUCAUUUAUUUCAAUUGAACGUGUCUAUAGUUUAUCAAAAUAUCCCCUUGAUUCUUUGUAAAUGAACAAACUUCAAAGAAAUCUUAAUUGUUUCUCAAUCAAUUCCCUUUAGGGAGAAUCUCUUUAUUGACCCGGAUCAAUGUCAAGGGUUUGUUUUGGCGAUCAAUAAAAUGGAAAAAGUUCUUAUAAAUUGUACAAAUGAGAAGGGGGGUCUGCUUUUCUGUUUAAUAAUUUUGGAUCCUCUGAACAGUCGGUGUUAACACACAUUUAAGAGACUGUUAAUGACUCACAAUAAUUUGACUGUUUUUCCUUCAGGGCUUUCUUGAGCUGCCAGUGUGUGUUUUGUGUUUGUUGAGUGUAUUGUGUGUGUAAGUGUUUCUUCAUUAAACUAUAUGUGAUGAAUGAGCCAAUGGUUACUUCAUGGCUAAACAGAGA
This is a messenger RNA of Triplophysa dalaica, 1764 nucleotides long. It is a transcript of the gene spmap2, whose product is annotated as sperm microtubule associated protein 2. The record is from RefSeq and is a predicted model, not a curated record. Gene Ontology annotation, biological process: spermatogenesis. Bases 150 to 866 code for a protein of 238 amino acids. Lineage: Eukaryota; Metazoa; Chordata; Actinopteri; Cypriniformes; Nemacheilidae. The transcript is spliced from 7 exons.